AAAAAUUGUCCCUUGUGUGGUCCAGUGCCUGCUUUCUUUUCUUGCUUUUCCCACCAUUUCCGAGCAAUCAUCUGUCUGAAGUAAACCACACCCUCAAUCCCAGGGACGCCCUUCAACGCCUCGCAUACAUAUGUCAGAUCCCCCAUAUCGACAUCUUACUUAGGUCUCUCUGCACUGCCAGCGCCCUUGCCCCCCCAUUGGCCCGCAAACCCCCGUCGAUCCCACCGCAUUCGCCCCCAAAGAAGCAACCAUCGCAGGGCAAUCCUCGAAAAAGCCAUCGCUCAGCCUCGAGACAUCUUCGAGACACAUCCCGACCUCUCAGAGUCCAGAAUAUCCCGACUGUCCUCGAAAAAGGACCUCGAGUUCCUGCCGCUGUCCCAAAACCACUCGCAGUUCUCCCGACAGAUCGGUAAAAGCAACGUCGGCUCAAGUCACAGAACCCUCCUUCCACAAGGUUUGCUUGCUCCCAAAAUCACCCCUCAAAUACCCCGAACUGCAGGACUGAUCAGCGACUUCUUGCUCCGACGGCAGGUCUCUCACCAGCAAAACCUCCCCUGCGUCUCGUUUUCCGUUGAUCGACUGCCGACCUUCAAAGAUCACCCUGCCUGCUUCCGAUCCCUGUGCAACUUGCAGUGCCUUGCAUUGCUGUUCAAAUUGCUGCUGCCGGCCGAUACCCUACAGCCAAAGCCGUUGCGACAGACGACUUUCUGUUCUGCCUAGAGGUCGUACUGGACACUAUUCAACUCAGUUUCCGAGUUAGAGAAGAAUAUACAGGAAAGAUCUCCGCCGUGUGACCAGCCGACCACAUUGACUUGCCCUCUCUCGACUGGUCCAGUGACAAUCGGUUCUGCCGAGGUCUAGGCCAGACCCUUAUACAACACCCUUACCGCAGCUGGUGAUUUUUUUUUAAUUAGACGUCCUCAUUGUCCAACCCAACGCAGUCGCGCCUUUUCGCACGGGCGGAUGUGUCAGUCUUGCUUGUCAAGUCUGUCAAAGCCUUUGUGAGUCGAUUCCAAGUACGAGCUUUCGGGUUUACCAUAAGCCCACCCCACGUCGGCAUCGAGGACUGGCAUCUAUCAUGACGGGGAAGAUGACCCUAUAUAAACUGGUGGUGCUGGGAGAUGGCGGUGUUGGGAAAACGGCUUUGAUAAUUCAGUUAUGUCUGAACCAUUUUGUCGAAACCUACGACCCUACCAUUGAAGACUCUUAUCGGAAACAAGUCAUGAUAGAUCAGCAGGCGUGCAUGCUUGAAGUUCUCGAUACUGCCGGACAAGAGGAGUAUACUGCGCUGCGCGAUCAAUGGAUCCGCGACGGUGAAGGAUUUAUCCUCGUCUACAGCAUCACCUCGAGAAAUUCUUUCAGCAGAAUCCAAAAGUGGUAUUCCCAAGUACAGCGAGUCAAGGAGUCAGGCCAUCCGAAUUCGCCUACCGGCGCGAAUUAUCUCCAAUCUCAAAUGCCCGGACAGUCCACGUACAACGGUCCUCCCAUCAUUAUGUUGGUUGGCAAUAAGAGCGAUCAGCACCAUGAACGAGAGGUUCCUUUCCAAGAAGGCCAAGCACUGGCCAAAGAUCUGGGCUGCGAAUUCGUCGAGGCGUCGGCCAAAAACUGUAUCAAUGUCGAAAAGGCCUUCUACGAUGUCGUGAGACAGUUGAGGAGACAGCGACAAUCACCCAUGAAGCCAAUUGACCGGAAAGGCACAAACUACAUGUCACAACCGACUCCGCGGAACAACUUUGACUCGGAUCACCAACGGAUAUACCGCGACCACAACAAAAAGCGUGGUACCAAAUGUGUUAUUCUAUGAAUGAGACUAAGCUUAACCAACGUCCCAAGGAUUGGUGCUUGAUAUGAAGCUAUGAGCCACUCAUGUCCAGAGCUGACGACAGUUUUAAUGUCGGGAUCUGCGGUGCAACCAAAAUUUCUGUUAUCCCCCCGGAGUUCCACAUUGAUCAUCUCGAAAGACGCACACCACCGCCUCUAUGCAUGUGGACAGAAAGAAAUCCAAUCUGUCGGGACAUGGACAUCCUCGGCAUUUUUUUAUCCACACGGCGCCAUUUUCGCUUGUUCCCUCCAUCCCGCUACCUCGACGACAACUCAUGUGUCCCGCUGGCCUUGGUUUGAGAGGACUCCAUCGGCACGAAGAAAGCUUAGAACAGCGACCAGACCUAUUGCAAGUGAAGAACACCGUAUGAGCUACAGUACAGCAGCACCAUUUAUCAAACUCCAGUGUACAAUAUAUUCACGCCUAAGAUAUUAGAAAGGGAUAUGUCUCCAAAUGUCAGAAGCUUUCCAUGCCCUGCUUAGCUCCGAGCCAACCUGCAUGUGUGGCAAGCCCGAUUCGACAGCUGCUCGUGGAGCAGGGACGGACAAGAAUCUUGAUGGAUGUGCAACGUGGUUGGGCAUGGUUCGGGCUUUCAAUAUGGGACUCCACGACACCGGCAUAACAGCCCCAUCUGGCAUGGCUACCUGGACUGGCGCCGGGGCGACGACAGAUGUGGCGCGGCUUCAUGUAUUGAAGUUCCAAACUGAGGCCGAGGUCGUAUUUGACCGACCGUCAACCUGGCACUGGGUUGGAUGGGCACCAAGAGGAGGGCCGUGAUAUCUACCGAGUACUCGGUACAUUGAUGGGAGGGGCACUCCGGACCUCGUGUGGUUAUGCUCGGAAGUCGAAACGGCGGAGAUCAAUCAGGUCUCCAAGAAUUGGUUUGGGCUUUUUGCGGGACCAGGGAAGAACCAGGCACCCAACUUGCAGGCUACUGUACUUGCGGCUAGUUAGAGCGAACAAAGUCGUAUAGACAAGACAAACCAGGCACAGUCUCGCGUGGCUGUCAAAAAGUUAAACCGAACGGAGUUUCCCAGCUUGUCCCUUUGUGCCCAACGCCCAGCG
This is a messenger RNA of Cladophialophora immunda, 2887 nucleotides long. RefSeq lists its product as uncharacterized. Gene Ontology annotation, cellular component: plasma membrane. The record is from RefSeq and is a predicted model, not a curated record. Gene Ontology annotation, molecular function: GDP binding; GTPase activity; GTP binding. Lineage: Eukaryota; Fungi; Ascomycota; Eurotiomycetes; Chaetothyriales; Herpotrichiellaceae. The coding region runs from base 1079 to 1804 and encodes 241 amino acids. Gene Ontology annotation, biological process: signal transduction. The transcript is spliced from 2 exons.